Penicillium subrubescens is the source of this 429-nucleotide messenger RNA. RefSeq names its product hemerythrin HHE cation binding domain-containing protein. The record is from RefSeq and is a predicted model, not a curated record. Bases 1 to 429 code for a protein of 142 amino acids. NCBI's taxonomy places the organism in Eukaryota, Fungi, Ascomycota, Eurotiomycetes, Eurotiales, Aspergillaceae. The transcript has a single exon.
AUGGCGGCGGAGAUGUUGAUUGUCCAAAACUGCCUGAUUCGCACGAUCAAUUCGGUGUACAACCAGUGCAUUAAUGUCGCGACACGAGGAACUGACUCGGACAAGGUUGACUUCGCCAAUUACGCAUUCCAGUGGACAGAGUGGGUUCACGAGCAUCAUACAAGUGAGGAUAGCACGCUCUUCCCGUCAAUGGGCGAGAUCGCUGGGGUGCCAGGCUUGAUGGACGUCAAUACCAACGAGCACGCUGGGUUUCAUGAUAGGAUCACGCAAUACGCAGAAUACUUGAAAACGGUGAUACGGGGCAAGGAGAAGCUCCAUGGAGAAAAAGCGAAGAACCUUAUCGAUUCAUUUAUGCCAGAGCUUCACGGUCACCUUGGGAACGAGAUAGACACACUGGUCAAUUUGGAAAAUUACGAUAAGGUAGACUAG